AUGCCUUCAGUACCUUUUAUUCAUUUACAGAUACAUCUUAUUUUUGUAUUGGUUCUAAAGAGAUACGCACAAGCCACUAGUGUUCGAUUAGUUGGAGGCAACAAUACAGAAGGAAGAUUAGAGUUAUAUUGGAAUGAGACAUGGAUAAAUGCUUGCAAACACAGUUAUUUCGUUGACGAUGAACGUGGACCAUCGGUUAUAUGUAGAAUGCUUGGCAUUUCUUGGAGCGGAUUUUUGAACGAGAAUUACGGUAGUGGUAAUAAACCAGUUAACAUGAGAGGAAUCAGAUGUCAAACUGGUUUAGAAACAGAUAUAGAUCAGUGUUCAUCUUAUGAUAAAUGUAAUGGCGAUUGCUGUGGUCAUAACUAUGAUAUAGGAGUGUCGUGUUAUGACUACGAUACACCACUUAGACUUAAUGGCAAACACAGUGCUUCAGAGGGCAUUGUUGAAGUAUUUUUACCAGUCGAAAGGCACUGGGAAUGGAUACCACUUUGCGCAGAUGGGUUUGACCACCAAGAAGCGAAAGUUAUAUGUCGAGGUUUGAACUUUUCUUCAAGUGGAUCAAGCGUAUCAACAUCUCAAAUUUCGUCUUCUGAUCGAACUCUGAAUGAGUACUUCAACUGCCAAGGAUCUGAAAAUCAACUUCUACGAUGUGCAAAAGAAGCAAGAACAACUUGUUCCUCAAAACAAGUGGCAGUGGUUUCAUGUGAUCAUACUGAAGUAAGAUUGACGAACGGAAAUUUUUCAUUCGAGGGUUUGUUAGAAAUUAAACAUAACGGUCAAUGGGGAAAUGUGUGUGCGAAAGGAUUUGAUGAAAAUGAUGGUAAAGUUGUAUGCAGAAUGCUAGGAUUUAGGACAAGGCAAGUAGAGUUAAUUACUGAUCAACAAUUUGGUCAUGGACUAGGGCAAGUACAUCUUACGAACUUAUCAUGUGAUGGAAGUGAAAAGGAUAUCAACACCUGCAAGAAUGUUCAAUGGAAUACACAUUGUUCUCAAAAUGAGGUCGUUGGCAUAAGGUGCUAUGCAACCGAGAUACGUUUAGUCGACGGUAAAUCUCCAUUUGAAGGUCGAGUUGAAGUGAAAUAUAAUGGUACAUGGGGAACUAUUUGCGAUGGCGGAUUUUCCAUAAAUGACGCAAAAGUUGUUUGUCGAAUGCUAGGCAUUUUAUCCAACGACACAUUUCUUAACCCUUAUAAAUUUGGUAGAGGUGGAAACAAUUCUCCAGUAUGGAAUUUACAACCACUGUUCAUGUAUACAGGAAAACCCUUUGCAGAAGAUCAUCUCACUAGAAAUCAUUACAGGGAUCUUGGUAUUGUAUGUAGACAUACACCCUUACGAUUAGUUGGUGGAAUGUCUUUCAAUGAAGGACGGAUUGAACUACAAUACCAAGGCUCUUGGGGAGCUAUCUGUUGUGACGGUUUUACUAGCACUAGUGGUGAUGUUGUUUGUAAACAGUUAGGAUUUAUUGGGGUAACAUCAUGGUCAAGAAAUUCGUACGGUAGAACUAACGAGAAACCAAUGUGGAUAAAAAAUUUAGCAUGCAGUGGUAUUGAAAAAGAUAUUUCUGCCUGUAAUUCAGAUGACUGGUAUAUAAGAAGUUGCAGUGAAAAUUGCAAUGUUGGUGUUAUCUGUGCGCAUAAUCAAGUUCGACUGAUAAAUGGAUCAGCUCCAUUUCAAGGACGAAUUGAGUUUUACCAUAAUUCUGAAUGGGGAUCUAUUAAUCAAGGGAAUGAUCCGUUUGGGCGUGUUGUUUGUCGAAUGUUAGGAUACAACGCAAGGUUAACAAAUAUGAAUACCAGACUUUCUGGUGGAUCCCAUGAACACGAGGGCAGAGUGGAAAUACAAUACAAUAACGAAUGGAUUGGUGUGUGUGAUAGUAGUUGGGACUCUAAUGACGCUUCAGCAGUUUGUCAUUCGUUGGGUUUUUGGAGCACAUCUGCCACAGCACGAACAAGUUCAUGGUUUGGAGAAUCUCCUAAUCAACUAUGGUUCAUGAAUCCUUACUGUCUGCCGAAUGAUAUUGAUGUUGGUCUUUGUGAUGUGUCCUGGGUCUACUUUUACGGUAGAAUGCAUUAUGAUCAUACACAUGAGGCAGGAGUAUCAUGUUUGCCAACAAAUACAGAUCGAAACAAAGUAAGACUGGAAAAUGGUCCUGGUCCAUGGAAGGGUGAAUUGACAAUAAGUUUGUCCAAUAAACUUUGGGGAGGCAUUUGUUGGCAAUUUUGGGACACAAUUACAAACGAUGUUGUCUGUAAAACUAUUGGAUACAGGCCACUUGGACAAAGUUUUAUUUCAUAUAAAACAGACAAAAAGAUGUACCCCCUUCAUUUAUCGGAGUUAAACUGUACUGGUGACGAAGUAAACAUAGGAAUGUGUAAAGGAUAUUAUGAUGUUUACAAUUGUACUACGGAUUCAGUUAGUAUUGACUGUUCUGGUGGAAUACAGGUCCGGCUACAAAAUGGAACCAAUCAAUUUGAAGGAAGAGUAGAAAUAUUUCUUGGCGGAGAAUGGAAAACGCUGUGUGAUUCAAGUUGGAAUAACUACGAUGCAAACGCAAUUUGUUCCUCCCUUGGUGUUGGAAAAUCUACACCGGUGGUACUAUCUAAUGCACAUUAUGGACAUGGGAAUACCUCGAGAGUAAUAGCAGAUUUAGGUUGUGCUGGAUGGGAAGAUCAUAUUGGUCAGUGCAAUAUUCAAGACAGAGGUUCAUGUUCGCAUACUGAAGACGCUGGUGUCCAAUGUGUCGACUGCUUUGAAGAGUUUACAACAGAAUCAGGUGUUAUAACAUCCAAAAACUAUCCGAGUUCCUUCUCGGAGCGAAAGGACUGUAUUUUUGUGAUAAAACCUCAGAAACAAACCUCAACAAAAUCUGAGUAUGUUUUAUCUAUAGAAGAUUUACACAUCCAAAUAUUUAGAAACAUUGAGAUAAGAGAAGGCGUUCGUGGAAUUGUUCUACAAAAUGUUCAAUAUUAUCCAACUACAGAUAAAAUUAUUGGCAAAGAGUUCUACAUCCGAUAUACAAAUACAAACUACUAUGCUGAUAGAUAUAAGAUAACAUGGAAAGCCUUAGAAAGACGGGAUGCCAUUGAGGUAGGAUGUGGACCUGCUUCAUGGGAUAUAGCAGUAAACAUGACGAUAAUGAAAAAGCUAUACCCAGAUACUAUUCGGGAAUUAAUAUAUUUCCCUGAUGCUAGCUGUAAAGGUGUGUGGAGAGAUGACACACUAUUCUUUUCACAUAAAUACACAGAAUGUGGAACCCUACGAGAGGAUAAAGUGAACAGUGUUUUAUAUAAGAAUCGACUGAUGUACCCAGAAGCCAGUUCACCUAACCCGAUAGUUAUACGUCAUUUUCGUUGGACAGUAGAUGUUGAUUGUGAACUUUCGAAGAUAAACAGUGCAACAGUUAAUUUCCAUCCGAACGAAAUACUUUCAACUACUGUUUCGUCGUUCCAUGGCGGGCAUAGUAAUGUGGACCAUAUAUCUGGGUCAGGAAAAGAAAGUGUUAUAAUUGCCUUUUAUAAAGAUCAGCAUUUCUUACAACAGAUCAAUGGAAAUCCACUUCAAAUCAAUAUUGGUGAAAAUAUAUAUGUCAAGAUCAAAACAUAUGCGACAGACAACUAUAAAAUGAGACUUCAUUCAUGUGUAGCGAAACCACAAUCUUAUUCAUCAGCUGCGUAUGCAUAUCCUCUCAUAAAAGAUGGCUGUCCUACAGAGAGCACAACACAAAUCAUCAGUCAAACAACACACGAGACAACAUUUGUAUUUAGCUCUUUUGAAUUUCAAACAAAAAAAGAUAACGUAUUUGUUGAAUGCAAUGCCACAUUUUGUCUAACGGGAGACAACUCCAUCGCUUGUCAACAAGCCUGUCAUACCAAAAGAAGUGUCGUCAGAAUUCCCGAUACAUCUUUCAAAGAAGUAGGAUACAGUCCUGUGUUUCGUGUAUUAUAUAUGGAAGAUUCAAGCAAACGUCCGCAUGAUGUAAAACACAUUGUGGACCAACAAAAAGUUCUGGAUGAAGAGGACUCUAUAAUAUCUGAAAUAUGA
This is a messenger RNA of Mytilus trossulus (common blue mussel), 4044 nucleotides long. RefSeq names its product deleted in malignant brain tumors 1 protein-like. Bases 1 to 4044 code for a protein of 1347 amino acids. Lineage: Eukaryota; Metazoa; Mollusca; Bivalvia; Mytilida; Mytilidae. The record is from RefSeq and is a predicted model, not a curated record. Gene Ontology annotation, cellular component: membrane. The transcript is spliced from 24 exons.